This is a messenger RNA of Closterium sp. NIES-67, 3237 nucleotides long. NCBI's taxonomy places the organism in Eukaryota, Viridiplantae, Streptophyta, Zygnematophyceae, Desmidiales, Closteriaceae. The record is from the annotation of a GenBank genome assembly.
AGCCAAUCCCCUUCCCCUCAAAAGUCCCUUGCAUUGCGCCGCAAGGGACAAUAGAGUUGGCCGGUUUGCGCCUUGCGGGUCUUCCAAGGCCCAGUGCUCCCCACUCUUAGAAUUCUGGACCGACUGUCGGCUCAAGAUCCAGAGCGUGGUUUCUAAGAGGACCCUUUCGUGUGAGUACUACUUCAACGAGGUGCCAUGAUUAGCAAUUAGAACGACGAACCCAGGCUAUUCAGUUCGAAGAGAGCACUGGCAGAUAACCCCCUCCCCCCCAUCGCCCUUCAGAGGUGGUCGUUCUAGUCAUCGUCGUUUAAAUCCCUUUACUGGAAGAACAGAAAGGGUCUUACCUGUCUGACUCGUGAAAGCAGUUGUAGUUUCCAUCAGCAGUAGUCGUAGUUCGGAGUCCCCGGUAAUUCAGCAUCGACACCAUCAUCAUGAUGACGAUGUCGAAUUCCUCGCUUCUCUCUUGCCAGCACGAUCUGGCUUUAGGCUCGCGCCGCACCUUUCUGGCUUCUCGAAAACUCGGUUUAUCCGCACUGGGACACGGGAGCUCGGCUCGCCUGCAUCCCGCCCCGGCGAUCAACACACUCCACACUCUUGGGAACAAUUCGACCCAGCCCGGCUCGUCGUUUGCUGAUACUCUUACCAGGACGGCAACCGGGUUCAACCUGAACGCGUGCGCUCAGUUUCUCGGCCGUCGCGCUCCAGUCGGCCUCGGACACGCGCCGUCUGCUGCUGCGCGCGCGGGCUCCAGCGGAAGCGGCGGUUGGGUUCGGCCGUCUCGCGCGGAGUCUCGCGUCGUUGCUGCUGGGGGAUUGUUGCAACCGACGGGCGGGUCGAACGAGGACGACCACCAGGGCACGAGUGGAGGGAAUUCGCCUCGUGCAUCCGGUGGAAAGGCGCGGACGGGCGCCGCAUCUGCUGCGAUCACUGGAUCGAACGACGCGAAAGGCCGGUCGCAACGGUCGCAACAAUCGCCGCCGCGUCGCACGCCGUCAGUCGCAGCAUCCGCGAGUGGCGCGGCCGAAGGGGAGCGAAGCGCGGAUCGUGCUGCGUCCGGCGUCAAGAAGAGCAGCAAGGGGCGCGCGGGUCUGGUUCGCGAGACGGCCGAGGAAGGACGCGCGGAGGAGAGGCGCGACGAGGGGCGCGACGAACACGCAGCUGGGCGCAGAGGCGAGCACGCCGCAGCGGAGAUGGAAGCUGGCGCGGACUCGAACAAUCUUGGGAGGCCGCUGCUGCCGCAAGGGCGCGGGACGAAGGAGCAGCGCGGAGGGUGGCGGAAGGUUGUGGGAGGGGGAGCGCCGCGAACGUCGCUAGCGUGGCGAGGGGUGUUGCCGCAUGUGCUCGCUUCGUCAAUAAUUGCGUUCUUGUUCGGUUACCACAUGUCUGUAGUGAAUGGGCCACUAGAGUCUAUGGCAGUAGAGCUGCUGUUUGCUGACAGUGCGAUAGCAAAAGCUUCGGUGGUCAGUAUCUUUCUCCUCGGCGCGUUUCUCGGGUGCUCUGCCAGUAGCACAGUGGCCGACAGUGCCGGCAGGAAGAAGGGGUUCCAAAUCUGCAGUAUGCCCAUCCUGCUUGGGUCUAUUCUUUGCGCCAUGGCGUCGUCGCUGUCUCUGGUGGUCACGGGCCGAUUCCUGCUGGGAUUUGGGCUGGGCAUGGCUAUUCCCAUCAUGGCGCUCUACAUUCCCGAGAUCUCCCCGGCCCAGCAGAGGGGCACAUUCGGCGCCAUCCCCCAGGUCUUCACGUGCACCGGCAUUCUCACUGCCCUCCUUGCUGCCGCGCUCCUCCCUGCAUCCUCCUGGCGCCUGUGCUUCUGGAUUGCUGCGGUGCCAGCAGUGGUCUUCUGCAUGGCAUGUGAAUUCCUGGUGGAAAGCCCCAGAUGGCUGGCGCAGCACGGCAAGUGGGCCGAGGCAGCAGCGACCGUGUCUCAGCUGCUGGGUGAGGCGAAGGUCCAAGCCACCAUGGACGAUCUGCAUCACUCGUUUGGCGCUCACAGCAAGGGGCACGGGGGGUGGGAGGGUGCGGCUAAGGGGGAGAGGAAGGAGGGGAGGGGAGAGCUGGGAGGGGUGUAUGAGGUGGUAGGCGGAGGGGAGAAUGGGAAGGGGGUGGUUGUGGUGGGGAAAGGAGAGGAGGAAGCAGCAGUGGUGAAGGGGAUGGUAGGAGAGAAGGUUACUUGGGGGAGCCUCUUCUCCAAGCGGCAUGUGCGAGUCGUCACCAUCGGAGCAACUCUCUUUGCCCUUCAACAGCUUAGUGGCAUCAAUGCCAUCUUCUUCUUCUCCUCUCAUCUCUUCAAGUCGGCCGGGAUUCAGUCUGGCGCCAUGGCCAGCGUUGCCAUGGGCACACUCAACCUAGUUGCCUCUCUGGUAUGCUCUGCUCUCAUAGACCGUGUGGGGAGGAAGGCCCUCAUCACAGGCAGCUUCGUGGGCAUGGGCCUGUGCAUGGCCGUGCAGGCAGCAGUGCAGGCAGUACCGUGGAUGGCGCCCAUGGCACCACUUGUCACCCUCGCUGCCACACUCGUCUACGUGGCGUGUUUCACCAUGGGGGCGGGGCCUGUCCCUGGAUUGAUGCUGCCUGAGAUGCUGCCCAACCACAUCCGAGCCAAGGGCAUGGCGUUUGCCAUGUGUGUGCACUGGGUGUUCAACUUCAUGGUCGGUUUCUCCUUCCUCCCUCUCAUGGUCCGCUUCGGCCCCGUCACGCUUUUCUCAUUCUUCGCCUGCAUAUGCUUCGCCGGUGCACUCUUCACCAGCACGUCUCUUGUCGAAACAGCGGGUCGCUCUCUAGAGGAGAUAGAGGAGCAGCUGCUGCCGCCAGCUUGAGUUGAGUUGAGUCAACGGUUCAUUUCAGGGCAUUCAACCCGGGGCAGCACAGCAGCGUUUAAAUUCAAGGCGUCUGCUCUGCAGGCUGCGGUGGACUAGUCUUGAGGCAUCUGUAGCUACUAUUCAACCUGGGGCAGCUACAGCCUUGAGAUUCAAGGCGUCCGCAAGCUGGGCCUAUAUGGAGCAUCUGCCUCAAAUGCAUCCCCCCAACAUUUCCCUCACUGGAAAAGAGCCAAUAGUUUUCUUUGGCAUUUGCUUCUCCUUGUCUACCUAGCACCCUCGUUGUCUUCCCCUGUCCAUCGAUCGUAUACUGUAGAGCUGUGUACCUCCUUCGGGGGCACAAGCCUAGGAGGAGGCACGUUUGUACAAAAGCGCAUGAGAUGUUCUGUGUGUAUGCUUGUACAGAAAGUGUAAUGCUGCAAUGUAU